GUGUUGCCAGCUAGGCCGAGAAUAUUUGGGGCAAUUGGGUCUUGCUACCCGGAUGGUGCUCUCUCUUCGUGGUCAUCAUGUCUUUGACCUCUGCUUACCAGCAUAAAUUAGCAGAGAAGCUCACGAUCCUGAAUGACCGAGGCCAAGGAGUUCUCAUCCGCAUGUACAACAUUAAGAAGACCUGUUCAGAUCCAAAAUCCAAGCCACCCUUCUUACUGGAGAAGUCCAUGGAAUCAUGUCUUAAGUACAUCAACAAGAAGUUUCCCAACAUAGAUGUCCGAAACAGCACACAACAUUUAGGACCAGUACAUCGUGAAAAAGCUGAGAUAAUUAGAUUUCUCACUAACUACUACCAGUCAUUUGUGGAUGUCAUGGAAUUUCGGGAUCAUGUAUAUGAACUUCUCAACACCAUUGAUGCCUGCCAGUGUCAUUUUGAUAUCAAUAUCAACUUUGACUUCACUCGGAGCUACCUGGACUUGAUUGUGACUUACACCUCAGUCAUUUUACUCCUGUCUCGGAUUGAGGAUCGCAGGAUACUCAUUGGCAUGUACAACUGUGCCCAUGAGAUGCUUCAUGGGCACAGUGACCCCAGUUUUGCUCGCCUGGGCCAGAUGGUAUUAGAGUAUGACCAUCCUCUGAAGAAGCUGACAGAAGAAUUUGGACCUCACACAAAGGCUGUGAGUGGAGCCCUGCUCUCUCUGCACUUCCUCUUUGUUCGGAGGAACCAGGGAGCUGAGCAGUGGCGCAGUGCCCAGCUUCUAAGCCUCAUCAGCAGCCCUCCAGCCAUGAUUAACCCUGCUAAUUCAGACACAAUGGCCUGCGAGUAUCUGUCUGUGGAAGUGAUGGAGCGAUGGAUCAUAAUUGGUUUUCUUCUUUGCCAUGGGUGCCUAAACUCUAACAGCCAGUGCCAGAAGCUGUGGAAGCUGUGCCUGGAGGGUUCCCUGUACAUCACCCUCAUCCGGGAAGAUGUGCUGCAGGUACACAAGGUCACCGAGGACCUGUUCAGCAGUUUGAAAGGGUACAGUAAGCGAGUGACAGACAUCAAGGAGAGCAAGGAACAUGCCAUUACAAACAGUGGUCAGUUCCACUGUCAACGCCGGCAGUUUCUGCGGACAGCUGUGAAGGAGUUGGAGACUGUGUUAAAUGAUGAGCCAGGCCUGCUGGGUCCUAAGGCCCUUUUUGCUUUCAUGGCCCUGUCUUUGAUUCGUGAUGAGGUCACUUGGCUGGUUCGACAUACAGAAAAUGUCACUAAGACUAAGACACCAGAAGACUAUGCUGACUCGAGCAUUGCAGAGCUUCUGUUCCUGUUGGAGGAGAUCAGGUCUCUCAUCAGAAGACACAUCAAAGUGAUUCAGCAGUACCACCUCCAGUACCUGGCCAGAUUUGAUGUCCUUGUGCUUAGUGACAUCAUUCAGAACUUGUCUGUGUGUCCAGAGGAGGAGUCCGUCAUUAUGUCCUCAUUUGUUAGUACACUGUCCUCUCUGAAUCUCAAACAAGUUGAUAAUGAAGAGAAAUUUGACUUUUCUGGAUUAAGGCUGGAUUGGUUUCGUCUACAGGCAUAUACCAGUGUGGCGAAGGCACCUUUGCACCUGCAUGAGAACCCUGACCUAGCCAAGGUCAUGAACCUCAUCAUCUUUCACUCCCAGAUGUUGGACUCAGUAGAGAAAAUGCUGGUGGAAACCUCUGACCUUUCUACUUUCUGCUUUCAUCUCCGUACCUUUGAGAAGAUGUUUGCUACAACCCUGGAGGAGCCAACCAUGCUUCGCUACACCAUUGCCUUCCCCCUGAUCUGUGCUCAUUUUGUCCACUGCAUUCAUGAAAUGUGUCCAGAGGAGUACCCUCACCUGAAGAAUCAUGGUCUUCACCACUGCAACUCCUUCCUGGAAGAGCUGGCCAAGCAGACCAGCAACUGUGUGCUUGAGAUAUGUGCUGAACAGCGGAACCUGAAUGAACAGCUUCUACCUAAACACUGUGCCACCACCAUCAGCAAAGCCAAGAACAAGAAGUCCAUGAAACAGAGGCAGGCUCCCAGGAAAGGGGAGCCCGAGAGGGACAAGCCAGGAGCAGAGAGUCAUCGGAAGAACCGCAGCCUUGUCACUAAUAUGGACAAACUACAUCUAAACUUGACUGAAUUGGCACUGGCAAUGAAUCAUGUGCACAGUUUCUCUGUGUUUGAACACACCAUCUUCCCAUCCGAGUAUCUCAGCAGCUACCUGGAGGCCAGGCUCAACAGAGCCAUUGUGACUUUGGCUGGCUACAAUGCCACAACCCAGGAGAUCCUUAGGCCUUCUGAGCUGUUGGCAGGAGUCAAAGCGUACAUCAGUUUCAUUCAGUCACUGGCACAGUUUUUGGGCGCAGAUGCUUCCAGAAUCGUUCGCAAUGCCCUCCUGCAGCAAACACAGCCGCUGGACUCAUCUGGCGAGCAGACUGUCACCACUCUCUACACAAACUGGUACCUAGAAAGUUUACUCAGACAGGCGAGCAGUGGAGCCAUCAUCCUCUCCCCGGCCAUGCAGGCCUUCAUCAGCCUUCCCCGAGACGGGGAGCAGAACUUCAGUGCUGAGGAGUUCUCGGACAUCUCUGAGAUGCGAGCCUUGGCUGAAAUUCUUGGCCCCUAUGGCAUGAAGUUCCUGAGUGAAAACCUGAUGUGGCAUGUGACAUCUCAGAUUGUGGAACUGAAGAAGUUGGUGGUGGAAAACAUGGAUAUACUGGUUCAGAUCAGAUCCAACUUCAGCAAGCCAGAGUUGAUGGCAUCUCUGCUGCCCCAGCUGACAGGGGCUGAAAAUGUACUGAAACGAAUGACCAUCAUUGGGGUGAUUCUCAGUUUUAGGGCCAUGGCCCAAGAGGGACUUCAGGAGGUUUUUUCUACCCACUGCCCCUUUCUCAUGGGCCCCAUUGAGUGCCUAAAGGAGUUUGUCACCCCUGACACAGACAUUAAGGUCACCCUGAGUGUCUUUGAGCUGGCAUGUGCUGCAGGGGUGAGCUGUGACAUUGACCCAGCCUUGGUAGCUGCCAUUGCCAAUCUGAAAACUGAUAACUCAUCCCCUGAAGAAGAGUAUAAGGUGGCAUGCCUACUCUUGAUCUUUCUUGCUGUUUCCCUCCCACUCCUUGCCACUGACCCUUCUUCCUUCUUCAGUAUUGAGAAAGAUGGCUACAACAACAACAUCCACUGUUUGACCAAAGCCAUCAUCCAGGUGUCUGCUGCCCUCUUCACUCUGUACAACAAGAACAUUGAAACGCACCUCAAGGAGUUUCUGGUGGUGGCCUCUGUCAGCCUCUUGCAGCUCGGCCAGGAGACUGACAAGCUCAAAACCAGAAAUCGUGAAUCCAUUUCUCUGCUCAUGCGCUUGGUGGUGGAGGAGUCACCCUUCUUGACCCUGGACAUGCUGGAGUCCUGUUUCCCUUACGUUCUACUACGCAACGCAUAUCGGGAGGUUUCCCGGGCCUUCUACCUGAACCGUCUGCCAUCCAAUUCCCACUGAAGGGAUGUGGGAGGUGCCACAUCCCUUUUGGAGGUGCCAAGAGCCAUGCUGCAGUGAAAGUUGAAGCCAUUUCUUCAAAAGGGGAGAAGAGUGGGAGGGACCCCAGGGAGAGACAGGUCAGGCUCCACAGCUGAAAGGGAUAAGGAAGAUUAUCUGGGGCUGAGGAAUCAUGGAGAGGUGGGACAGGCUGGGACUACCGAGGACAAUUUAUAGAUAAAGGAGUGUGGAACCACACGUAUGAAUUUUUAACCAUGAGAAACAAAACAGUGACCUAUAAGCAUAUUGUGUAUCUUCUAGUGACUUCAGCUUAAGUUCUGACAGACUUUGGUCUCUCGAACCUUCAUCACUAUUCUAGGAUAAUGUUGGCGGGCAGAGAUGAUCAAUCAUCAUAUUAAACCAUAAUGAGCUUAUGAUCCUCCCUCUGGAGCUGCUAUUGUCUCCUGCACAUUCAUUAGGACGAUUAUCUCCUCUCUUCCUUUUCCAAAUGUGUUCAGCAAAUGUCCAGCCUGCUCCUUCUGCAGCAGAGCAGCACAGGCAUCCACUUCUCUUCGAAGGGCUCUUAGUCCAUCUCUCCUUGACUCCAUUCUCUACUGGGGCAAGGGGAAAGUGUCCUCCAGAGGUAUCAUGGUCAGCUUUCUCUCCUACCUACUUUGGGUAAAAAGUGUAUCUCUUUUUUUCUCACUGUGCCUGUUUUUCCUUCUGUGUCUCCAUAGCCCAGAAUAGAGAGGGGCGAUCCAGAUCACCUGAUAGCCAAGUGAAACAGACUUAUGUGGGGUUUCCCUCCUACACCAUUGGGUGGGGGGAGUCUACCUCCUAAUGGGUCGGACUAACUUAACCCCUAAUCACCUUGUCAGCCUGAGUACAGCUGUUGCUCCAGGCAGGGACUUCUCUUGUAGAUCUUAAAUUUCACAUACCUCAUUAGGUCGGAGGGCCUAAGAGUAGGGAUCCUUGAGGGAGUACAAGCUGUUUCAACUUAGCCCUUUUCUGCACUAAUUAGAAUUUCAAGUGUCACAGAGCCUGGGGCAUUUAAGAUAGCACUAACUGGGUUUAGUAACUCCAUGGCAGAAAGCAGUUAACCCCAUCCUUCAUUCACACAGUCAUUUCCAGGGAGGGCUGGAAUAACAGAUCAUAUGUGUCACAGGUCCAGAAUAGUUGGAAUGGGAAAAUAUAAUUAGCCCGUUGAUUAAUUAGGGUCGUGCCCAUGCUUCCAUUAUGAGGAGGAAGCAAUUGUUGUUGGCUUUCAGCACAACCAUCUAGCUUUCAUUAAAACAAUCUGAUAGCUGUUU
This is a messenger RNA of Apodemus sylvaticus (European woodmouse), 4768 nucleotides long. It is a transcript of the gene Nckap1l, whose product is annotated as NCK associated protein 1 like. Gene Ontology annotation, biological process: neuron projection morphogenesis; cell morphogenesis; cell migration. NCBI's taxonomy places the organism in Eukaryota, Metazoa, Chordata, Mammalia, Rodentia, Muridae. Gene Ontology annotation, cellular component: SCAR complex. The record is from RefSeq and is a predicted model, not a curated record. The transcript has 31 exons. The coding region runs from base 78 to 3482 and encodes 1134 amino acids.